ACCACCGCCCUAACACAGCACCUGCUCGGGCGUCUGCCGUGCGCCGCACCCAACCGCUCCUGUCGGUCACAGGCUUCUCUCCUACCUUCGUAACCGAACGAUUAAAUUUCCAUCGUAACUAGAGAUCUUCCAGUCUGUAGAAAUUCACAUUGAUAUGCUCCUCCACAUAGUGAACACAAACGGCAAGUAUGAGGCCGUGAACGUCAUUGUCUGCUAACGUGCAUAUGUGGAGCGUGCAGUCAUCGUGUCCGGUCUUAACCGUCCUCAUAGCCGGAGAUCGCCACCACAAUUGCAGUGCUCGCUCCGUGUGUGAGUCGCUCCGCUGCUAGAGCUCAGCGCUGCAGCAUCUCGUUGUCAUCCCGCACUUCCAGGUAUUGCGCUAUAAUUCAGCCUACCGGACGUGAUAUCUCCCGACUACUCUUCACGCACGCAGUUCGCAGUAAACACGGUUCCAAGUGGUGCCGGGGGUUCGAAGUCGAUCUUCCUGCCAUCACCAUCCCUGGUCAUCAUCACCAUCUCCAAUUUGCCAAGUAUUGAUUGGUGUCCUCACGCAAAACAAGUUCAGAUCAAGUUAGCUUCGAAUUCGAAACUGAUACGUGCUCAUCGAAUAUCGACGCGACAACAAUAUAGGAAUAAUCGAUUAGCUGGCAAAAAUUGAUGUAAAAGAGGCAGCGAGCUUUUGGAAAUGAGGUCAUCUCACAAUUUUGUACAUGAAAUGAUUUCUUGAUAAAAUUUUAACAAGUCUUCAUUCUUCUACGCAACUUCUCGAUAAACUUUCCACCGAAUAGGAUCAUUUUUUAGGGCGUUCAAAAACUCUGUUAAAAAAAAUAUUCAAUAUGCCAAAAGUUCCCGAUUCCAUUCGAAACCUUGUGCUGCCGGGCCUUGGCUUAUCCCUACAAGAAUGUUGGGAAUGGCUGUACAACUUCUUGAGCGAGCAGAGGGUGCAGAGAAAAGUGGUCCUGGUGAUCGUAAGCAUAGCGCUGCUGCUAGACAACAUGCUUUACAUGGUCAUUGUACCUAUCAUACCUGACUACCUGAGGAAACUUGGAGCGUGGACCACUCACUUAGAAGGUGGCGACAAACAAAAGUAUAAUUUCUACAAUGCUCGAAACUAUACAAAUUCUUCAGGAAAUUACCUGGUAAACGAUACGCAGGUGAGAUAUCGAAUGAUCCAUCAGGUGGUCGUUUACGAAGGAGAAGAGGCAGGAAUCGGCUUACUGUUCGCUUCCAAAGCACUCGUGCAGUUGAUGAUUAAUCCUUUCUCGGGAAUGAUUAUCGACAGAGUUGGUUACGACAAACCUCUAACAUUUGGCCUAAUUGUUAUGUUUCUUUCGACUGCAAUUUUUGCAGUAGGGCAAUCUUACGGUUUGCUAUUCUUCGCAAGGGGCCUUCAAGGCGUCGGGUCUGCAUUUGCCGACACUUCGGGGUUGGCCAUGAUAGCCGACACUUACACCGAAGAAGCAGAAAGAACGAAAGCUCUUGGAAUUGCACUGGCCUUUAUUUCAUUUGGUUGUCUCGUGGCGCCGCCGUUUGGAGGCACUCUGUACCAAUUUGCUGGUAAGCAGGUACCAUUCAUCAUUCUGGCAUUCGUUUCCCUUUUUGAUGCCGUCAUGCUGAGAAUCGUGAUGCAGCCUAUAAAAGACCAAAGAAAAGAGAGAGGAGUAGAGCACCAAGUGGGAACUCCAAUUUGGCGACUCUUCAUGGACCCGUACAUUCUUUGCUGUGCUGGUGCUCUGGUGAUGGCUAAUGUUUCUCUUGCGUUCUUAGAGCCAACAAUCAGCGUUUGGAUGAUGGAUACAAUGACUGUAGAAAACUGGCAAAUGGGAAUGAUUUGGUUACCGUCAUUCUUUCCUCAUGUGGCGGGUGUGGUCGUCACAGUAAAACUAGCCAAAAGCCAUCCGAGUUACCAGUGGCUGGUUGCGACCAUUGGUUUAGCAAUGGAAGGAAUCAGUUGCAUUUUCCUCCCGUUCUCUACCAACUACUGGAUGGUAAUGCUUCCAAUUUGCUCAAUCUGCUUCGGUAUUGCACUGAUCGACACUGCUUUGCUUCCGCUCCUCGGGCAUUUAGUGGACACGCGUUACGUUAGCGUCUACGGGUCGAUCUACGCCAUUGCCGAUAUUUCAUAUUCAAUGGCCUAUGCUUUUGGACCGAUGAUCGCCGGUUCUAUUGUCAGUAGCAUUGGAUUUGUCGGCCUAAACAUGAUAAUUGCAGUCUCUAACUUGCUCUACUGCCCGCUCAUCUUCACGUUAAAGAACGUUCAUCACUACAAGCCUUUCGAAGAAGACCAGCAAAUCAAAGUCAACACGGGCGCACCACCUGGAGGUAGCAUGCAGACGUACACGAUGCAAGACGGGCAGCAAGUUGCUGGAGACGUAAAAAAUCACAUGGAAUUCGCCCGUCUUGCUGCGGACAACCAGAAACCGGAAAAUUACGGUACGUACGAGAGCUACGAGAUGCAACCUGCCGAUGGCGCAGGAGCGUCGGGGGGCGUCAAUGGCAACGUCUCUGACAGAAAUCCCUUCCGGCAACAGCAGAUGGGAAACUUCCAUUACGACCAGUAAAAUUUCACUGACGCAUUUUUCUGGAAGAAUUCGAUGGAUUUGUUAUGGCUCAUCAAUGGACACGACAGGACAAACUUUGCGAGCAAUUUAACGGGCAUCAGCCAAACAUAAAUAAUAUGGAAUAUCUUGAUUAUCCUUCACAUAAACCGAAAAUUAAGACUAAUCAGUUAUUGCGGCUGCCUAAUGGAUUCUCGAUCGAUAUUUAUUAACAUAGCCUUGCAACGAGCAGUUUCCAACGGCUGCAAAACCAAUUUCUCAAAAUAACUUAACUAUUUACACACUGUUUGAAAAACGGUGAAAAACGGUCCCACUGGCGUUCUAGUGGCCGGUCGC
Molecule: messenger RNA, 2894 nt
Organism: Hyalella azteca
Lineage: Eukaryota; Metazoa; Arthropoda; Malacostraca; Amphipoda; Hyalellidae
Gene: VAChT
Product: vesicular acetylcholine transporter
Exons: 3
Coding region: 837-2561 (574 amino acids)
Biological process (GO): xenobiotic transport; transmembrane transport; chemical synaptic transmission
Cellular component (GO): AP-1 adaptor complex; membrane; AP-2 adaptor complex
Molecular function (GO): acetylcholine transmembrane transporter activity; xenobiotic transmembrane transporter activity
Source: RefSeq, a predicted model, not a curated record